AUAUGUUUGUCAAAUGCACACCGGCAAUAAGAUUUUUGUUUAGCCCAGUUGAAAUAGUAAAUAUUGUAUAAUCACGUAAACAAUAAGACAUUUCUUAAAUUAAUUGUGCUAUAAUUUUUAAUAAUGUGGCCUAUUCUAAUGGCAAUAUUAAGACGAAAUGCGGUCUACAUAACACUCCCUAUUGCUGGAGUUGUGGGAUUCAUUGGGUACAACCUGGAAAGUAUACUGUCUGAUAAAUACACGCCAUAUAACAAAUCCAUACUUGAAAAUCGAGCUGAACGAUUAGCGGAGGAAGAGUUGGCUGAUCCAACACGUGUGGAGAAGUUGCGGCUAAAUGUGAAUGUUCUAGAAAGAAAUUUGUCUCCUUCCUUGCAACCAAAGUAAUUAUUAUAAGACUAUGGUACUUUAGGAUUGAAAUACUCGUAUUUGCUUCUAAAAUUUUUUGUAUUUUGUUUCAUUAAAAUGAUGUUUUCAUCUAAAAUCUUUUUCACAUCUUAUGUAAGAAAAAAUAGUAAAUAUUAUAUGGUUUAUGGAUGUUAUGAAAUCGCAAUAUAAAAUAAUGUAAUUGUAUAAGAAAAA
Messenger RNA from Bactrocera neohumeralis, 579 nucleotides. Its product is annotated as small integral membrane protein 12. NCBI's taxonomy places the organism in Eukaryota, Metazoa, Arthropoda, Insecta, Diptera, Tephritidae. The transcript has 2 exons. Bases 124 to 384 code for a protein of 86 amino acids. The record is from RefSeq and is a predicted model, not a curated record.